CCCUUCUUGAGAUUUUGACUUGUCCCUCCAGGAAAUUUCGAAGCGUUCAGCAGCAUCUCGACGACGGCCCAUCCGGACUACUAACCCCCUUGAUCGCUCAAUACAGGCACAAUGGCGAUCGCACACAACCAGCAGAUCCCCCACAACCAUUUCCGCAAGGAUUGGCAGCGCCGGGUCCGGACGCACUUCGACCAGGCCGGCAAGAAGCACAGCCGCCGUGUCGCCCGUCAGGCCAAGGCUGCUAAGGUCGCUCCCCGUCCCACCGACCUCCUCCGCCCCGUCGUGAGAUGCCCCUCGAUCCGCUACAACCGUAAGGUCCGUGCCGGCCGCGGUUUCACCCUCGACGAGCUCAAGGCCGCUGGCAUCCCCCGCCUUUACGCUCCCACCAUCGGUAUCUCCGUUGAUGGCCGCCGCAAGAACCUGAGCGAGGAGUCCCUUGCCGCCAACGUUGCCCGCCUCAAGGCCUACAAGGAGCGCCUCGUCGUCUUCCCCCGCCGUUCCAACAAGGUCAAGCAGGGCGACUCCAAGGUCGACCUCGCCAACACCGAGACCGUCCAGAACCUCGCCAACGCCCUCCCCAUCGAGAAGGUCGCCUCCGGCUUCUCCGAGAUCUCCAAGUCCGACGUCCCCAAGGCCAUCGAGGGCGGUGCCUACCGCAAGCUCCGUCUCGCGAGAAGCGAGGCCCGCAACCUGGGCAAGCGCGAGAAGCGUGCCCGCGAUGCGGCCGAGGCCGAGGCUGCCAAGAAAUAAGCGCACGUCUCAGCCUCUGCUACCACCGCUGCUGCUGCUCUGCUAUCGUCUCUUGUGGCGUCGGGGGGCGGUUUUGUUCGAUGCUGCUGCGGCUAGUGCAGCUACACUGCAUGGAAAUGGGUUUUUCGGCUGCUGCCGCUUUUCGACGCGUUAAAAAACACUUUCGAGGAAGGGAAGAAAAAAAGUUCUUCGGAAGUCGGGUUUGUCUUCUGGCCUGGCGUGGGUUUCAGUGGAAAUGAGAGAUACACACUCAGGACAAGGUCAUAAAGAAACUAUUGCAUUGAUCACGCCCGCCUGUGUCGGUUGCCCUCAACCUUCCCUCCCCCCCUCUUCCCCCCUCCACGUCGUCGCAUGACGGAGUUUUUAGGAAGACGCAUCGUACGAAGACGACGUGACGUGUAUCAUGGGUCAAGGUGACUGGAGUAGACUAAGGAUUGAUUCGAUUGCUUUUAUUUCCCA
Molecule: messenger RNA, 1209 nt
Organism: Colletotrichum destructivum
Lineage: Eukaryota; Fungi; Ascomycota; Sordariomycetes; Glomerellales; Glomerellaceae
Product: Putative large ribosomal subunit protein eL13
Exons: 5
Coding region: 112-750 (212 amino acids)
Biological process (GO): translation
Cellular component (GO): ribosome; cytosolic large ribosomal subunit
Molecular function (GO): structural constituent of ribosome; RNA binding
Source: RefSeq, a predicted model, not a curated record